GACGCUGCGAGUCAGGUGGAGAACGUAGGUUAUUGUACUCCGAGACGACGCCUUUCUAAACACGUGCUCGGGCAUCAUGAACACUCAGUUUCUUCUGCUGACCUUGGCGGUGGCGUCGAUGUGGACCCCGGGGGCCCUUGGGGACAAGUUGCCUGGCGGAGGCCAUGGUGGCGGAGGGCCUGGAAGAGGGAACAGCAGACGCGGACCGACUUCGGGGACGGCCUCACAGAGUUACGGACUUCCUCAGCAGGGUUUCUCGUCAGGGAGCGCCGGCGGUCCUGGCGCGGGGCUGUCCUCGUCCUAUUCUCAGCCGUCAAAUUCCCUCGGAAAUGGAGGAGGUUCUAGCUACGAUUUGCCCGACGAGAUAACAGCCCCGGGCCAGUCCUACGGCGCUCCCUCGCAGCAGACACAGACGUACGGACAGCCCAGCAGGGGUCAGACCCAGACUGUAAGUCAGACAUAUAGCACACCACAACAGACACCGACUCUUUCACAGACAUACGACGCACCCCAGUCCUCCAGGAACAGCCAGAGUCCUUCUCAGACUUAUGGGGCUCCUCAGCAACAGCCUUCACAAACCUAUGGCUCACCUAGUAAGCAGGAGCAGCCCUCUCAGAGUUAUGGCACUCCACAGCAAAAACAGCCGUCACAGAGCUAUGGAACUCCUCAGCAACAACAGCCAUCACAGAGCUAUGGGACACCUCAGCAGCAGCAGCCGUCACAGAGCUAUGGAACUCCUCAGCAACAGCAGCCGUCACAGAGCUAUGGGACACCUCAGCAACAGAAGCCCUCACAGAGCUAUGGAACUCCUCAGCAGCAGAAGCCAUCACAGAGCUAUGGAACUCCUCAGCAACAGAAGCCCUCACAGAGCUAUGGAACUCCUCAGCAGCAGAAGCCAUCACAGAGCUAUGGGACACCUCAGCAGCAGCAGCCGUCACAGAGCUAUGGGACACCUCAGCAGCAGCAGCCGUCACAGAGCUAUGGAACUCCUCAGCAGCAGCAGCCGUCACAGAGCUAUGGGACACCUCAGCAACAGCAGCCGUCACAGAGCUAUGGGACACCUCAACAACAGCAGCCGUCACAGAGCUAUGGGACACCUCAGCAACAGCAGCCGUCACAGAGCUAUGGAACUCCUCAGCAGCAGCAGCCGUCACAGAGCUAUGGGACACCUCAGCAGCAGCAGCCGUCACAGAGCUAUGGAACUCCUCAGCAGCAGCAGCCGUCACAGAGCUAUGGGACACCUCAGCAACAGCAGCCGUCACAGAGCUAUGGGACACCUCAGCAACAGCAGCCGUCACAGAGCUAUGGGACACCUCAGCAACAGCAGCCGUCACAGAGCUAUGGAGCCCCUGAGCAGCCCUCUCAGAAUUACAGAACACCACAGCAGCAGCAGCCUUCUGAAAGUUAUGGAGCACCUGAACAGCCGUCCCAGAAUUAUGGUGCUCCCCAGCAAUCCCAAAAUGGUUAUGGCCAAAGACAAAAUGCGAACAGCUUAGGUGGCAGGCAGAAUAAUAACGGAGGAAGCAGGUAUGGAGGGCGCCAAAACAACGGUGGGGGAAAUGGUUUUGGAAGUAAGCAGAAUAGAGUUAGCAACACUGGUUAUGGAGGCCAGCAGAAUGGAGGCAGCGGUGGAUAUGGGGGCCAGCAGAAUGGAGGCAGUGGUGGAUAUGGGGGCCAGCAGAAUGGAGGCAGUGGGGGAUAUGGAAGCCAGCAGAAUGGAGGCAGUGGUGGAUAUGGGGGCCAGCAGAAUGGAGGCGGCGGUGGAUAUGGGGGCCAGCAGAAUGGAGGCAGCGAUGGAUAUGGGGGCCAACAGAAUGGAGGUAACACUGGAUACGGAGAUCAACCAAAUACCGGCGGCGGAAAUGGAUACGGAGAACAGCAGCAUAUGAAGGGGAUGCCAUACGGUUUUGACUACGCCGUCAACGACCAGUACACCGGCAAUGAUUUCUCACAGUCAGAGUCAUCUGACGGAAACGUAGUGACCGGGGAGUACCGGGUUCUCUUGCCCGACGGGAGGACACAGAUCGUCACUUAUACCGCCGACCAUGAGAACGGUUUUGUUGCAGAUGUUAGGUAUGAGGGCGAAGCUCAGUACCCUCAAGGAAAUAAUGGCGGUGGCUACGGAGGGCAGCAGGACAGUGGCUACGGAGGGCAACAGGACAGUGGCUACGGAGGGCAACAGGACAGUGGCUACGGAGGGCAACAGGACAGUGGCUACGGAGGGCAGCAGGGCAAUAAUAAUGGGUACGGGGGGCAACAAAAUGAUGACAGCAGUUACGGAGGACAACAGGGUAACAAUAAUGCAUAUGGUGGGCAACAGAGCGACAACAGUGGAUACGGAGGACAACAGAAUAAUAACAACGGGUAUGGAGGGCAGGGAAAUAAAGGUGGCAGCAGCGGUUAUGGAGGACAACAGAAUACUGGUGGGAGCAUCUUUGGUGGCAGCACGGGUCAGGGCUCAGGGUACGGCAGGAAGUAGCAAUGUUUCCGUUAGAAAACCGUUAAAUUGAAGUAUGUCAGUUAUACAAAGAAGUUAUCGGACUUAAAAAAUCAGGUGCUCUAUAUUUAACGUCGGUUUAUUUAUGGGCUAUUGUUAUGAAUUAUUUACUACAUUUUCCAAGCCAAAAUUCGCCAUGUGUCUCAUCUACUGUAAAACGAAUGUUGUAGGUGUGUUUCUGUGUGAUGUAAAGCCAAUAGAUAUAGUGCCAAUUAGUUAGUAGAUAUGUAUAGCAAAAAAAAACAAAAAAACUUGCCAUAGCUUUAAGGCAUACAUAGUUAACACCAACUGUUGCCUUAAAAUCCUUGUGAAUGUCAUUUGAUGUCCAUAAGCGGCGGUGGAAUAGAUUUAGGUAAAUGAUUUAGAUUAAGAAGAUAGAAAAGUUUUAUUUUUGUGGAGAUUCAUAUGCCUGUAGUAAUAUAUUUAUAGUAACAGAAUUAUAUUAAUAUACAAAUCGACAUUAUUUUUGUAAAACAAAAUCAAGUAAAAUAUAUAAUAUGCAUUUA
Penaeus chinensis is the source of this 3003-nucleotide messenger RNA. RefSeq names its product pro-resilin-like. The transcript has 5 exons. Lineage: Eukaryota; Metazoa; Arthropoda; Malacostraca; Decapoda; Penaeidae. Gene Ontology annotation, molecular function: transcription coactivator activity. Gene Ontology annotation, cellular component: RNA polymerase II transcription regulator complex. Gene Ontology annotation, biological process: positive regulation of transcription by RNA polymerase II. Bases 77 to 2479 code for a protein of 800 amino acids. The record is from RefSeq and is a predicted model, not a curated record.